Caenorhabditis remanei is the source of this 1131-nucleotide messenger RNA. RefSeq lists its product as uncharacterized. Gene Ontology annotation, molecular function: G protein-coupled olfactory receptor activity. The record is from RefSeq and is a predicted model, not a curated record. The transcript is spliced from 5 exons. Gene Ontology annotation, biological process: olfactory behavior; G protein-coupled receptor signaling pathway. The coding region runs from base 1 to 1131 and encodes 376 amino acids. Lineage: Eukaryota; Metazoa; Nematoda; Chromadorea; Rhabditida; Rhabditidae.
AUGCCUUGCUCUCAAGUCUCGUGGCGUUUCCCCUCGUUCAUUCCAGAGCUGAUGUCGUCGCCGAGGUGUCUACAACAUGUAUACCAGUCAUCGUGCACAUUCAUUUCCUUAUUCUUAAACACUUUUUUGAUUUAUCUCAUUUCCUAUAAGUCGCCGAAGAAACUUGGAGAUUAUAAAUAUCUCAUGAUUUAUACAGCCGUGUUUGAGCAGUUUUAUACUGUAGUGGAUUUGCUCACAGAGCCGACCGCGUACUCCUACGGCUACUCCUUUGUAGUAUUCCGUCGGUACAAUGCCACGUGGACAAAUGCAGAAGAGUCACAAGUUCUUAUAGUUGCCUGGUGUGGACUAUUCGGAUCAUCCAUGGCAGUCUUCGGAGUUCAUUUUGUGUAUAGAUUCGCUUCAGUGCAUCCGAGCAACUCUGUUAUCUGUACUAAAAUCCAAUCUAUCGGCAGGAAUGUUCUUGUUUUAUUCGCGAUACCAGUUGUCUAUGGUGUCUGGUGGACUUUUGUAUGUAUUGUCUACUGUCGGUAUUCUCAUGAGACAUAUCAUUAUAUCAGAAACGUUACCAAAUCCCUUUACAACCUAAACAUCGAAGAUAUCAGUUACAUCUCCGCUGUCUUCUACGUCGACAAUCCUCUAGAUGGCUCCAUCCACCUCAACAUUGGCAGCUGGAUAGCCCUCUGUCAGUUCUCCACUAUGGUCGGCUCCUCCAUGUUUUGUGUCAGCUACCUUGGCUAUCGAUGUUAUUCCGAGUUAUCAAAUCAACUGUCCAUGACUUCUACUCAAUCGAAUUCUCUUCAAAAACAACUAUAUUUUGCAUUAGUUGGUCAAACAGUGAUCCCAAUUGCCUUAAUGUAUUUCCCUAUCUGUGUAUUUGUGUUUGGACCAGUUUUUAUGGUAGAAAUUGGAGUUGUGAGCACAUUUUUGACACAUGCGGUGACUCUAUACCCAGUUCUGGACCCUCUCCCAAACAUGUUUAUUAUCAAAAGUUAUCGGAACACUAUCAUGACAAUGUGGCAAAAUCUGAAAAACGGGACUUUCUGCUCAUCCAACAAGCAUCGGAUUACUGUAGAAACUGUGACAAGUGUGGGGACAACAAUGAGACAAUAUAAUUCAAGUGUUGUGUUCUGA